AUGUCAAACAAAGACUUUGAAAAACAAAUAGGGGUUGAAUCCACAUAUCACACAUCAUCCUCUGCCGUACGAAAUACAACUUCAGAUGAUGCCAGUGAUAGAAGCAGCACGACUUCAUUUGAAUCUGAAUAUUCCCAAUAUCAAGAAGGUAACUACUUUAAAAGAUUAUAUGAUUCAUUCAAACCUAUAGAUUUAGAAGAUGAAGGGAUUGACACUAGUGAAUUAACACCCAUUGAAAAGGCUGUUCUCGCAUCUGCAAAACAUCCAUUGGCAAGAAGCUUGAAAACUCGUCAUUUACAAAUGAUUGCUAUUGGUGGUUCUAUUGGUACAGGGUUAUUUGUUGGAUCAGGUUACGCAUUAUCAAAAUCUGGUCCAAUGGGUCUUUUACUUAGUUUUAUAAUUGUGGGAUAUUCUUUAUUAUGUGUGGUAUAUGCCUUGGGUGAAUUAUCAGUUCAAUUUCCAGUCAGUGGUUCUUUCAAUUCAUUUUUUUCAAGAUUUCUUGAACCUUCUUUUGGUAGUACGUUUGGUAUUUUAUAUGCUGCUUCAUGGUGUAUUUCUUUCCCUUCAGAAUUGAUUGCUGCUGCCAUGACUGUACAAUACUGGAAUACACUGGUAAGUCCGGCUGUUUGGGUUGCUGUGUUCUGGGUGGUCAUUGUAACUAUCAACUUCUUCGGUGUUAAAGGCUAUGGUGAAGUUGAAUACGUCUUAUCCAUGAUUAAAGUCUUGGCAGUUAUUGGAUUCAUCAUAUUGGGUAUUUGUAUCACAUGUGGUGUUGGAGAUCAAGGUUACAUAGGUGGCCGUUAUUGGAGAGACCCAGGUGCUUUUAAUAAUGGAUUUUUGGGAUUUGCAUCGAGUGUUAUUCUGGCAGCUUUCCUGUUUGGUGGUAUUGAAUUAGUGGCAUUGGCUGCUGCGGAAACAAAGGCUCCAAAUAUCAGUAUUCCAAAAGCUGUCAAAAGUACUUUCUAUAGAAUCUUUAUUUUUUACAUUUUGACUUCUAUUAUUAUUGGUUGUUUGGUUCCAUACACUAAUCAAGAUUUGCUUGAUGGUGAGGGUAUUGCAGCUUCUCCAUUUGUUAUUGCUAUUAAUCAGGGUGGUAUUAAAGUGGUUCCUCACAUUAUGAACGCAGUCAUUGUUGUUGCUGUUAUUUCUGUUGGUAACUCUUCAGUUUAUGGUUGUUCUCGUACUUUAGCUUCCUUGGCUGUUCAAGGAUUAUUACCAAAAUCAUUUGGUUAUAUUGAUAGAAGUGGUAGACCACUUGUUGCUAUUAUAUUUACCAGUAUUAUCGGGUUAUUAGGUUUCCUUGUUGUUAAUGAUAACGAAGGAGCUGUUUUCACUUGGUUCUUUUCCGUUUGCUCUUUAUCUUCUUUCUUCACAUGGGCUGCAAUCAAUAUCGUUCAUUUAAGAUGGAGAUGGGCUUUGGAUGCCCAAGGCAGAUCAACCGACGAAGUCAUAUUUAAAUCACCGUUAGGUACUUUUGGUUCUUGGUCAGGUCUUGUUGUCUUGAUUUUUGUUAUUGUUAUUGAAAUAUUGGUCUCAAUUACUCCAGAUGGUAAAUCUACUGAUGUUGUUACUUUCUGGCAAAAUUGUUUAUCCUUACCAUUAAUGAUUAUUAUGUGGGCUGUUUUUAAGACUUUUCACAAAUCCUGGAAUAUGCUUUGGAUUAAAUUAGAAGAUAUUGAUUUGGAUACUGGUAGAAGAGAACUUGAUAUUGAAUUAUUAAAACAAGAAAUUGCUGAGCAACGUCAAAUCGAUAAUGCUAAACCAUGGUACUUCAAGAUUUACAACUUUUUCUGUUAA
Messenger RNA from Candida tropicalis MYA-3404, 1797 nucleotides. RefSeq names its product Gap4p (gene GAP4). Gene Ontology annotation, cellular component: membrane. Lineage: Eukaryota; Fungi; Ascomycota; Pichiomycetes; Serinales; Debaryomycetaceae. Gene Ontology annotation, biological process: amino acid transmembrane transport. The record is from RefSeq and is a predicted model, not a curated record. Gene Ontology annotation, molecular function: amino acid transmembrane transporter activity. The coding region runs from base 1 to 1797 and encodes 598 amino acids. The transcript has a single exon.